Molecule: messenger RNA, 186 nt
Organism: Soboliphyme baturini
Lineage: Eukaryota; Metazoa; Nematoda; Enoplea; Dioctophymatida; Soboliphymatidae
Source: the annotation of a GenBank genome assembly
AUCGUCAUAUUUUUGCCGGCCUUAUGUAAGAAAAUGGGUGUUCCUUACUGUAUUGUGAAGGGAAAGGCACGACUUGGUCAAAUAGUUCGCCGCUACUGGGGUGGUGGAAAGCUGGGUCCAAAAUCAUUGGCGCGGAUCGCGAAGGUCGAGAAAGCUAAGGCUAAGGAAAAGAAGGCUGAUGUUUAG